Molecule: messenger RNA, 945 nt
Organism: Heterobasidion irregulare TC 32-1
Lineage: Eukaryota; Fungi; Basidiomycota; Agaricomycetes; Russulales; Bondarzewiaceae
Exons: 6
Coding region: 1-945 (314 amino acids)
Source: RefSeq, a predicted model, not a curated record
AUGGCUGAGAAGACGCCCGCCGAGGAUAGACGUCUGGCUCCGUGCCAGUGGCUCGCGCUCGCCCUGUAUGUAAUGCACGGGCCGCAUCGCGCUGCACUGUGCGGCAUCUGCCACUGGUCUCCCGAGUCGUAUUCCAGUACGCAAACCAAGUCCUCGUACUCCGCGUUUCAUUGUGCAAUAAUGGAACGUGUGUCCCAUGAGGCGUGGCGCCCACAGUCCUCUCCACGGCAAUCACAUGGAAGAUACAAGACAGCAUCGCAGUUUUCCUCCUACCGACGACGACAGUCAUCUGUCGAAGCUAGUGCCGCACGCAGAAUAGGGAAAAGCGCUUGGAAUCCUUCGCUGUGUCACGAACUCCAAGAGAAGGCCACCGUAGCAUCGGGACAGUUCUCCGCGGAGAGAGAUUCACAUCAACAGGGAGUCAAGGUCGAAGGCCGGACAACGACGUGGACAAGGUAUAGAAAGGGAGCCAAGAGGAUGCCGAAAGGGAAUGACAGCGACUUGAAUUCGAAAAGCGGGGAGAAGACGCGGGCGCUAAAGAAGGUCUCAUCCCCGAGGAAAUGUGGCUCUGCAUAUGGGGCGACAUAUUAUAUGAAGCUCGAGUCUAUACAUACAAGGCCGCUUGUUCCGAGCGCAACGCUAGGAGAAUUUGACAAGCCCAUAAAAAAUGGAGCGACUCGCUCUAUAUUCCGGAUACUGCUUGUUCAAGCCAGAUACGCGAUGCGGGGAAGCAAGGCCUGGGGUAACAGUUACGUUCAGGAGAAUGCUUUCCGACCUCGAAGGGGUGAGAGUGCCGGAGUAAGGUACGGCUUCAACGGUAAAGAUGGUUGUGAAGAACACAAAGGUAGACUUUUGAAGAGCAUGUGUCGAUUUCAGACAGGGCGCAGCAAGGUUCUAUGGACCGUGAACGAGCGACCCACCAAUCAUGCAGAGCUGAAUGUCUAG